Messenger RNA from Ceratina calcarata, 1157 nucleotides. It is a transcript of the gene Psf3, whose product is annotated as DNA replication complex GINS protein PSF3. The transcript has 4 exons. Gene Ontology annotation, biological process: mitotic DNA replication initiation. Lineage: Eukaryota; Metazoa; Arthropoda; Insecta; Hymenoptera; Apidae. Bases 336 to 944 code for a protein of 202 amino acids. The record is from RefSeq and is a predicted model, not a curated record. Gene Ontology annotation, cellular component: GINS complex.
AUAAUAAGUAAAUGAUACAAUGAACGAAUAACGUUCCCUUAAAUACUAUUUUCCAAACCCGUGAAGGGAUCUUAAUGAAUCUUGAGAGGCAUUUAAAUAAAUCCUUGUUAAACACGUCUCUCAAGUUUCGUGCAAUUCCUAUCAGUAGAAACGACGUUUUUUAGUUUUACAGCUUCGUACUUAUGACAUAUGACCCUGCAGGUCACUGACAGGUGUCAAAGUGUCAAUGCUCGUUUUUCACGAGCCACGCGGAGUGGGUAGACCGCGAAUAUGUAUUAGUGAAAUACCGAACUGAAACUCUGCGUAUAUUUGUUUUAUUUCAAUAAUAUAUAAUAAUGGCAUGCCAUCAAAGUUAUACGCCGAAUUAUUUCGCCAUCAACGAUAUUCUAUCAACGGAAGAACCGAUCAAGUGCACGAUCGAAGUGGAACUGCCAGGACUAGGUUUCUUGGAUUCCUCUUCACAGUCGAAUGAUCUGAAAGUGGGAUCAAAAUUGGAUUUGCCACUGUGGCUCGCAGAGCCAUUGAAAAAAAUGCAAAACUCCGUGGUCAGUGUUGACAUACCAAAGAUAUACAAGGAGGUGUACAGAGAAAUUUUAGAGGCAGACGCAGAUGCUAUAGUUCUAAGUAGUUGGAAUCCGUUCUACUACGAAUUAGGAAUGCACGUAAGAAGACUGAGCGAUAACGACGUUGAUCAAAUCACAGACUGCUUGUUACAGACGUUCAAAGCCCGUCUGCGGAUAAUCAUGGACUGGGCCCAGAAUCCAGUGUCCGACGUUUCCUUAGGUCAAGAACUUCCUCGGCUGGAAAGGGAUUUGUUCCUCAGUGGUCGAAGAGCCAAAAUCCGACUGCUCGAGUGGCUGAAAAUGGGAACCGGUAACAUCCUACCUUCAGAAAUCUCGACGAAUUUAAAGAAGCGCAAGCGUAUAAAUUACAUGAUAGCGUAGCGAUUUCUAUUUUAUAACGAAACUCUGUUAUUUUUAUAAUAUCCAACGUACAAUAAAAUAUUUUUACAAUACGAACGUACAAAUCGAAGAAUAAUGGAUAAUUGUUUUAUAUCAUCGAUGAGCAUGAAUGUGAUUAUUUUACUAUGAGAGAACGAUGUACUAUAUUUUAUACAAAUCCUUACAAAUGAAAUAAAUAGAAAUUUUUUAAAAGAA